This is a messenger RNA of Fusarium redolens, 1010 nucleotides long. RefSeq lists its product as uncharacterized. Gene Ontology annotation, molecular function: oxidoreductase activity, acting on NAD(P)H, oxygen as acceptor. Gene Ontology annotation, cellular component: intracellular anatomical structure. The coding region runs from base 66 to 911 and encodes 281 amino acids. The record is from RefSeq and is a predicted model, not a curated record. NCBI's taxonomy places the organism in Eukaryota, Fungi, Ascomycota, Sordariomycetes, Hypocreales, Nectriaceae. The transcript has 3 exons.
CAAAAAUCAUCGCCCCUCGAAGCACAAGUUUGUCACUCGCGAAGCCAUUGUCUGAUUUAGCAAAAAUGUCUCCAACCGACGUCUUCAGCCCAGGCUCUACCGCAUUGAUCACGGGUGCCGGCUCAGGCAUCGGUCUAGCCAUCGCCAAAACAUGUCGCAGCAAGGGCAUGCGUACAUUGCUCGUCGAUUACAACGAGGAAGCUCUGGAGGCUUUGACUAAGACGCACUUCACGAACGAUUCUGACGUAGUAACCUCCAAGGUUGAUGUUUCAUCGAUCUCGGAUUGGCAGGCGCUGAAGAAGCUCGCCCUGGAGAAGUUUGGUAGCAUUGAGUUUCUGGUCUUGAACGCCGGCCGAGGUCUGAGGGGCACUUGGGGAGACGAUGACUACUUCAGAGAUACCCUCGAAACCAAUCUUUUCGGUGUUAUUCAUGGCAUAAACACGUUUCUCCCCGUGAUCCAAGACGCCUCCAAGUCAAAACCAACGAGCAUCGUCAUCACUGGCAGCAAGCAGGGUAUCACCAACCCACCUGGCAAUCCAGCAUACAACGCCUCCAAAGCUGCAGUCAAGACUCUUGCUGAGCAUCUGAGCUGGGACCUGAAAGACACGAGCACCAGCGUGCAUCUGCUCGUGCCCGGAUGGACUUACACUGCACUAACUAGAGCAACACCGGGCGGCGUGAAGCCAGCUGGAGCUUGGACUGCAGAACAGGUUGCAGAUUAUCUCUAUGAGAAGAUGGGCAAGAAUGAAUUCUACAUCAUCUGUCCUGAUAAUGAUGUUACAGAGGAGCAGGACAAGAAACGUAUGACCUGGGCUGCAGGUGAUGUCGUUCAGAGACGGCCGCCUCUGUCUCGAUGGCGCGAGGAAUGGAAGCAGGAAGCUGAAGAAACCAUGGCUAAGAUGGAUCUCUAAAUUCACGGGACUUGAAGUGGCGGGUAAUUGGCACAGAUAUAGUACCCCAAGUCAUCACUGAAGACAACACGAGCUGUUCAGUGCCUAGUCCGAAUCAAU